This is a messenger RNA of Archocentrus centrarchus (flier cichlid), 1616 nucleotides long. RefSeq names its product cd7 antigen-like (gene cd7al). Lineage: Eukaryota; Metazoa; Chordata; Actinopteri; Cichliformes; Cichlidae. Gene Ontology annotation, biological process: adaptive immune response. The transcript has 5 exons. Gene Ontology annotation, molecular function: signaling receptor activity. Gene Ontology annotation, cellular component: membrane. The record is from RefSeq and is a predicted model, not a curated record. Bases 104 to 1204 code for a protein of 366 amino acids.
GUAAGACACACUUUUGAAAUUCAGUUUUUUGCACUUGCAUCUAUGCUGUCAUGGUUUCCACCAGUGGCUUCCCACAAGAUCUCAUUUAGUGAGGGUGUAAAAGAUGAUUUGGAUCCAGUACCUGAUUUAUUUGUGGGCUCUAGUCAUCUCGCAGGUUGGGUUUGUUUGCAGUGACAUUCGCUUCUUGAAGCGCCAUGAGGGUGAAUCUGUAGUUCUUCCCUGUGAGACUGAACCGGGGAACCCAGCGCCCUACAGUGUCUACCUGAAACGCACCUGGCUGCAUCCCAUGGAAGUGCUGUUCAUGUACACCAAGGAGGAAUUCUCAACUGGUAAUGAUGCUGACAAAAACCGCACUAGUGUCAGUGGAGACCCGAGCCUUCGUGUGCUGAAUGUCACCAUCUCUCAGCUGAAGGCCAGUGACACAGACCGCUACUAUUGUGAGUUUGUUGUGGAAAAUCGGUCCUCCAAAGAUGACCGCAUAACCGGGAAGACUGAAUUCUUCCUCCUUGUUGGAGCUGAUGUCCCUGGAUCAGCAGACAUAGAGGUGAUAGAGACGUGUGCUGGGGGUUCAGCUGUGCUCCCCUGCCUCCCUCACCAUGGGGAAAGCUUGGCUGUGGAAGGGGUGGCUCUAAAGAGGCAGAAGGGCCGGGGACCUGUGGAGGUGCUGUACCACUCAAAGCAACGCCACAGCAGCAGAUAUUCUUCGUCCUCUCAGUUCCCUGUCGAGAGGGUCCAGUUGUCCUCUGCGCCUGGCCCCGGCGGCAUCACCUACAACCUUACCCUGCAGCAGCUGCAGCCAGAUGACAGUGCCCUGUACAGCUGCCAGCUGCUCCAGCGCGGUGAACCCGAUAGCUGUACCAGCCUAGGGAGACGAGUGUUCUUUAUAUCUGUGCAAGGUGGUCAGUGGUGUGGCUGCUCCAGUUACUCCUCUCUCCUGUACGCUUUGUCAUCAGCUGUGGGCCUUCUCCUCCUCCUGCUCCUCAUUGUAUUUGUGGUGAUGUAUAAAGGCAAAGGACGCCGCCGUGUGAAUACGCACCCUCAAGCCCCAAUCUACGAGGAGAUGAAGUCUCCCACGCGAAAAGGGGCCCCUCUCCAUCUGGAGGGAAUAGAGUGCUCUGAGUACAGAAACUGCCCAGCAAAGAGAUCCUCAUCCGAGAACCACUAUGAAAUCCCAAGAGCUCCUCUCACCAGCCCCAUGAACUAGAGCAAUUUGUCAGCUCAACUUGUCCAAACACCCCAGUUAACACACAGAACUUUUUUCAGUGUAUCUUAUAUCUUUUUAAUCUGGUCCAUAUUCCCAAUUUGUUUUUGUAUUUUGGCAUUUCUGUAAGUACUUCAUGAUAAAUGACAGGCAGCUUCUGCAGUGAUCAAACUUGGAUUUGGUGUAAAUAUUUCUUGGCCAUAAGUCUCAGUCUCCUUCAUCCUUUGUCAUUUUUUUUUUUUUUUUUUAAUCUGUUGUGAUAAAAUCCAUCUUGAAUGAAAUCCAAUGCUGGUUUGUCCUGACGCACAUGGAGGUGAGUCAUGACGGUUUGUACUGAUGUUUAUUCUGUUGCUAGGAUUUCAUCUGAUAUUUAAAGACCAAGUUUGCCAUCAUCUGUUUUUUUUGUCAUUGUUGA